Owenia fusiformis is the source of this 2615-nucleotide messenger RNA. The record is from the annotation of a GenBank genome assembly. NCBI's taxonomy places the organism in Eukaryota, Metazoa, Annelida, Polychaeta, Sabellida, Oweniidae.
GUUGACACAGGAAUGAAUGCAACAUACGGAUUUCUACACACAUUGUGAAUCACAACUGGUGUCCUUCUACAGUGCAAGAGGAAGUCGAGAGGACUGGCACGUUGAUCACAAACCUGUUCAGCUUGAAGUAAUCUCUAAAGCGACCUGUGUGCAACUUUGAGGCAAGAGCAACCAGGCCUUCGAGACAAACCACCUGGCUUGGAGCCCAGUGUAACAGCCUGAGGGUCUGCUACAGUGAUCUCAAUAUGUCCGACAAAGCAAGCAAGAAAUCCAGAUUCGACUCAACAUAUUGGCGCAAAGAAGGCAACAAACACUAUGGCAACGCAUCAGAAGACAUCACUCCACCAAUCAGACGGGAGAAGCUCUUAACUGCGCUGAAGUGUUACUAUAGUGCUGAAAAGGAGGCCACAGAUUCUGAUGAAAUGGCAUCGGCAAGAAAGAAUAUUGGGAUGGCUUCUUGGAGGGUCGCAACAUUGAGUGUAACUCUGAACGAGAAGGAAGCUUUGUGUUUAUUCUACUAUAAACAGGCAGUUAGCUUCCUGGAGAAGGCCCACCUUGAUGGUACAGAGAAGUCUGUUGAAUGGAGAUUUCUCGUGACUGGUCACAUGGAGGAUUGUCUAGAAGAGGCAAAGGACUACAGUUAUGAUCUGGAGUUUAUUCCUAAGAUUCAGGCGCUGGAGGACUUGGCAGGUAUUAUCAGCUCUAGAGAAAUGAAGGCAGAGAUAUACCUCAGGAUUGCAAAUAUUAUGUUCCACAAAUCAGUGGUCAAACUGACAGAUGGCGCAUUCAGAGAUUCCCUAGCUAUCCUAGGUGACUGUUACAGACCAGUGCAGGAAGCAAAAAAGUUUGGAACGGGAACAUCAGAUGCUAAAUUUAACACUGAUCUGCGAGUUCUUGAAGCAGAUAUCCAUAUGCACCAAUGUAUCUCAGAGUCCUGCCAGGCACAGUAUACAGGUGAUGAGCUUUUCAGACACAUAACUCUUGAUGAAGAGGAGGUCAAUAUUGAUAUGGUCUGGGAAGUAGUGGAUUGGUACAAGAAAUCUAUUCUUCAAACCCGUGAGAUUGACUUGGAAAGAGAAGCCAUUGCACUCAGCAAACUUGGCAAUGUUUACGAUCGUGUCUUGAAGUUGAAAAGUUACGCUAAAAGGAACUAUAUGCGAUGCAUGGAACUUGUCAACACCCUACACCCAAGGACGUUUUAUGGUCAAGUAUGGUUUAGAGACUGUACGCGAGCUCUGGAGAGGUACCAACAAGAAGUGGCUGAGCAGGACAAAAUUGAAUAUCAGAAACGAAAAGAGAAAUUCCAUGACGUCCUCAAAGCUGAACUUACAGAACUCGAAGAAUGGAAGAAACAACUUGAUUGUAGGGGAAAAGGGGUGAGAGCCUUCCUAAAAUUCCUUUAUCAACGGUUUCCUCUGAAGGACGCCAGAAAAAAACUACCAGAGGAUAUUGACACAGUUGAAUAUUCUAGGAUCAAGAAAAUUGCUCAGAAAGCAAUAUUGCACUACCAUCCCGACAAGGUAGAUGUAGAAACUGAUGGGGAAAAGGUCAAAUUUCUCCAUGAGGAAAUCACAAAGAUUCUCAAUGGCGAGUAUGACAAUCUCAAGAUGGGCCCUGUGGACUAAGGAAUUAUUCAUGUGUGUAUUGUACAUACUCCAUGUGUGUAUUGUACAUACGCCAUGUGUGCAUUGUACAUACUCCAUGUGUGUAUUGUACAUACUUCAUGUGUAAUGUACAUACUUCAUGUGUGUAUUGCAGUUCCAUAUGCAUACUCCAUGUGGUAUUGUACAUACUCCAUGUACAUAUGUAUAUAUUGUACAUACUCCAACUGUGUAUUGUACAUGCUCCAUGUGUGCAUUGUACAUACUCCAUGUGUGCAUUGUACAUACUCCAUAUGUGUAUCUGAGUUAUAGUUGGACACCAUAAAGUUUUAAAUGCAUGCUUGUAGUUAUCUGUGUAUUACCGUAUAGCCAAAAUGAGCCAGCAUAAAGAUUAGAGCAUGAAUAGUACAUACAAUUAUUACUUGGAAUCUCAAAAACUUAAGCAUCAAGUUUAUUCUUUCAUAUUUUAUCAAGAUCUUUUAUUUUGAUUAAGUUAGUUAUAUAUGUAGUGUAGACUCAUAUACGUAAGAGGAUAUGGGAUUUAUCUUGAAGAAGAUUUACAAUAACACUCUUGUACUGAGAUUAAUAGGAAUACUUAUUUUCUGAAGGAUAAAUCUCAUAUCCAAGCCCAACAAUCACAUUUAUGUACCUUGUAAAUAAUUCCAACUCUGUACAUGUAGUUCUAGUUUUCCCUAACAUAUUAAUUCUACCAUACAUUCUACAAGUUAUGUAAAAAGUAAGGUUUAAUCCAUAGGGACUUUCCGACCAAAAGAUGACAGUAUUGGUCUCUGUAUCUUAAGACCACAAUCCUCUGCUGCCGUCUUUCUGUUGACCUAGCCCAUGAGGUAACAUAUAUCUCAGGCCCAUAGCCAGGAUUUGCCAAGUUUGUUCAGUUUUCAAAAAUUUCCAGGGUGGGGUUCACAUUUGACAAUUUUGGCUCAAAUAUCAUUAUGGCUAAAAUCACUUGAGAAGUGCUCAAAAUGAUGGAAAACGACAUGAUUUUGAAAGAAUUUU